Messenger RNA from Paramormyrops kingsleyae, 1205 nucleotides. Lineage: Eukaryota; Metazoa; Chordata; Actinopteri; Osteoglossiformes; Mormyridae. The record is from RefSeq and is a predicted model, not a curated record.
AGACUCUGUUACAAAAACUACUGGGAGAGACAAGAAUCAGCUCACAUACCAUUAAGGAAAUGGACCUACACAUCCAUCCGCACAAUUUCUGUCCCCCAGUGUCCUAUUCAGAGCUGUUGGGGUCUGACGCUUAUGCCCAAAGCUACGUGAGCAUGGCAUGGAAUAACCCAAGAUGGGGUGCCAGUCCAUCACAAGCCCGAUACAUCCAUCCAUCCAGUAUCUGUACCCCUGUGUCCUAUUCAGGGCCGCUGGGGUCUGAAGCUUAUUCCCGAAGCUACAUGUGUGUAGAGACAGACCCAGGAUGGUUUUCCGAUCCAGAGUGGGGUUCCGGCUCAGAAUUGAGUUCCGACCCAGAAUGGGAUACAACCCCAUCGCUGGCCAAAUACAUCAAGGGGAAAAUAGAGCAUAAUUUAUCUCCAGAAAGGAUCAUCAAUCUGUUCCACUGUCUGAUUGAGCUGGGUGACAAUUCUCUAGUAGAAAAAGUACAAAGAUACCUGAAUUCAGGAAACCUUUCAGCAAAAGACCUCUCACCUGCACAGUACUCAGCUCUGGCCUUUGUGAUGCUGAUGUCAAAUGAGGAGCUGGAUGUGUUUGAUCUGAAGAAAUACAUCAGAUCAGAUAAAGAGCACUGGAGGCUGCUGCCGGUGGUAAAGAAAUCCAGGACGGCUCUGCUGAAUAGGUGUGAUCUCAUAGAUCAACACUGUGAAGUGUUGAUUUCAGCUCUAAGAUCAAAUUCUUCCCCUCUGAGAGACCUGGACCUGAGCAACAAUGACCUGCAGGAUUCAGGAGUGAAGCUGCUCUCUACUGGACUGGGGGAUUCACACUGUAAACUGGAGAUACUGAGGCUGUCAGGCUGUAAAGUCACAGAAGAAGGCUGUUCUUCCCUGGCUUCAGCUUUGAGGUCAAAGCCCUCACUCCUGAGAGACCUGGACCUGAGCAACAAUGACUUGCAGGAUUCAGGAGUGAAGCUGCUCUCUACUGGACUUGGAGAUUCACACUGUAAACUGGAGAUACUGAGGCUGUCAGGCUGUAGAGUCACAGAAGAAGGCUGUUCUUCCCUGGCUUCAGCUUUGAGGUCAAAGCCCUCACACCUGAGAGACCUGGACCUGAGCAACAAUGACCUGCAGGAUUCAGGAACCAGUGGAGGGGAUGUGUAUCUGGGAGUAACUGACUGGGUGAAUCGUUGCAGCCCGAAAGCUGAGUAG